Molecule: messenger RNA, 1808 nt
Organism: Owenia fusiformis
Lineage: Eukaryota; Metazoa; Annelida; Polychaeta; Sabellida; Oweniidae
Source: the annotation of a GenBank genome assembly
GUUUAAUGGUGCAGGAGCGGAAUUAAAUGAUACGAAAGUCAUAAAAGCUAACCCAACAUCAGGUCUCAGUUUGAUCCUUUUCGUUGAUGCGUAUACUACAAAGAGGGACUUGUCGAACCACCUUCCAUACAACCGGUUUGAUCCGACAAGUGGACAAUCUGGAAUCAGGGCCGUUAUUCACAGUCCAAAAAUCAGACCUAUGCCAUUUGAAAAAGGCUUUGAUAUCCCAACUGGGUUUUCUACAUCAGUCGCUCUCAAAGAAACCAAGCGGAAGUUGAUGACUGAACCGCAUGGUAACUGUACAACGGCUGAAUUCAAUGAAGGUACAAAUUAUGCAUACUCAGAGGACACGUGCCUGGAACAGUGUAAACAGGACAUUCUCAUGGAUGACUGCGGGUGUAUGAGUUCUAUGUUGCCAACGCCAUACAGUGAAUUGAAGCCUCAAUACUGUGGAAAAGUAAACAUCACAAAUAUGUAUCUAAUGAUGUUUCAUAAAGAUGAUGAAACUACACUGGCGAUUGCUGAAAAGGAGCUUGAGACACUUGAUUGCGAAGCUAAGGUGAUGGAGUCACUUGGUGACCCCGAGGUCCUGAACAAAUGUAAAUGCAAAGAACCAUGUGUGAAUACCAACUAUGUGAAGACAAUUUCCCAAGCAGUUUGGCCUAGCGACUAUAACCAAAAGAGAUUCUUCAUUGAGUCCAUAAACAUGAGUGAUCCUACACAUCGAGCAACAAAACUAUUUGAAGGACUUGGGUUAGAUAAUAUCACAGAGGGGGAAAAAGAGAUGAUACAGAAAAAUUUUCUAAGGUUCAAUGUGUACUUUGAGAGUCUUCAAGUUGAAACAACGUCCCAAGUCGAAGAUUACCCAGCUUCGACAUUAAUAUCGGAAAUCGGAGGAAAUAUGGGCUUCUUUGUUGGGAUUUCAAUUAUAACAUUAAUGGAGAUGUUGACCCUGACUGGUGCCAUCAUUCUUUAUUGUUUUAAGGAUUUAAUUAUUAAAUGUGGACAAAGCAAUAAAACAAAAGUAUCUGAUGUUAAUAAUAAACAAGUCUAGUCUGAAGAUUAUUAUAUGGAUGAAGAUAAGGAAAUAUAAAGACAAUUUCCCAUGCAGUUUUGCCAAGCGACUAUAACCAGAAGAAAUUCUUCACUGAGACCAUUAACAUGAGUGAUCUCAAAUAUAGAACAACGAUGUUAUUCAAAGGACUUGAAGUGGGUCAGAUCACAAAGAAUGAAAGAGAGAUGAAACAAAAACAUUUUCUCGGGUUCAAUGUGUACUUUGAGAGUAUUCAAGUCGAAACAACCUCUCAAGCUGAGGAUUACCCAGUUUUGACAUAAUAUCCGAAAUUGGGAGAAAUAUGGGCUUCUUUGUUGGGAUAUCAAUUAUAACACUAAUGGAGAUGUUGACCCUGACUGGUGCCAUCAUUCGUUUCUAUUUUAAGGAUUUGAUUAUAAAAUGUGGACUAAGCAAUGUAAAACUAAAUUAUCAGAUGUUAAUAUUAAACAAGUCAAGUCUUACAAUAAUCAUAAGGAUGAAGAUAUGUAUGAAAAAUGUUAAUGUGGAAAUUCAUUGUAAAAGCAAUUAGCCCCAAGAUUGUAGAUGAUUUAAGCCAUUAUGCCUUGCAUGAAGACUUAAAUUGAGAAAUAGGAUACAAGACAUGAGUGCUUUAAAAUAUCUUCAAUUCAUUGAGCCAUGUGCUUCAAUUCUUGUCACACAUUACAAAAGAUUUUGUGAAGUAUUUGGGGCAUUAGACACUGUUUCUUUUCAGUUCUUCAAUUCAUUGAGCCAUGUGCUAAAAUUCUUGUCACAC